Thlaspi arvense is the source of this 1434-nucleotide messenger RNA. NCBI's taxonomy places the organism in Eukaryota, Viridiplantae, Streptophyta, Magnoliopsida, Brassicales, Brassicaceae. The record is from the annotation of a GenBank genome assembly.
UUCGUAAAAGUUGUUGCGCUUCCUUUUUCGAAUCCACUCACGAAUCUUCCAGCGCAAGUUUUGUUCUUCUCUGCGAUUUCUUUUUACUAUAUACUAAUACCUCGAAGAAACCCGUGGAAAAUGGCGAUGGCGAGUUUGUAUCGGCGAUCUCUUCCUUCUCCUCCGGCGAUUGACUUUUCUUCCGCCGAAGGCAAGCUAAUCUUCAAUGAAGCGCUUCAGAAAGGCACCAUGGAAGGUUUUUUCAGGCUGAUUUCUUAUUUCCAGACGCAAUCCGAGCCUGCGUAUUGCGGUUUGGCUAGCCUCUCAGUGGUGUUGAAUGCUCUCUCUAUCGAUCCUGGACGAAAAUGGAAAGGGCCUUGGAGAUGGUUUGAUGAAUCAAUGCUGGAUUGCUGCGAGCCACUGGAAGUAGUGAAGGACAAAGGGAUCUCAUUUGGGAAAGUUGUGUGUUUGGCUCAUUGUUCAGGUGCAAAAGUGGAAGCUUUCCGCACGAAUCAGAGCACCCUUGAGAAUUUCCGCAACUUUGUUGUGAAAUGCUCCACUUCUGAUAAUUGCCAUAUGAUCUCAACGUAUCACAGAGGCGUAUUCAAGCAGUUCUGUGUUGUUUUCAGAUUCAUGCUUAUAUCUAGACCCCACAGAGAACCUGGAUUGCUCUACACUUUGAGCUGCAAAGAUGAAAGCUGGAUCAGCAUAGCUAAGUAUUUGAAAGAAGAUGUUCCUCGUCUUGUAAGCUCCCAGCAUGUAGAUAGUGUGGAUAAAAUCUUAUCUGUUGUGUUCAAGUCACUUCCUUCAAACUUCAACCAGUUCAUCAGAUGGGUGGCUGAGAUCAGAAUAACAGAGGACUCAAACCAAAAUCUCAGCCCAGAGGAGAAAUCAAGGCUGAACUUAAAGCAAGUGGUGCUGAAAGAAGUGCAUGAAACCGAACUGUUCAAACACAUCAGCAAGUUCUUAUCCUCAGUGGGUUACGAAGACAGUAUGACAUAUGCGGCUGCAAAGGCUUGUUGCCAAGGAGCUGAGAUCUUAUCCGGAUGCUCAUCAAAAGAGUUCUGUUGUCGGGAGACUUGUGUGACAUGUGUCAAAGGUCCUGGCGAGACGGCGGAAGGCACGGUGGUGACCGGAGUCGUGGUGCGUGACGGGAGCGAACAAAAGGUUGAUCUAUUGGUGCCGUCGACACAAGUCGACUGUGAAUGUGGUCCGGAGGCAAAUUAUCCGGAUGGGAACGAUGUGUUCACUGCACUUCUGUUGGCAUUACCUCCACAGACAUGGUCAGGGAUCAAAGACCAAGCUCUUAUGCACCAAAUGAAACAGCUCAUUUCCAUGGCUUCCCUCCCAACUAUGCUUCAAGAAGAGGUAUUGCAUCUUAGACGCCAACUUCAGCUGCUAAAACGAUGCCAAGAGAACAAAGAGGAGGAAGAUCUCGCUGCUCCUGCGUAUUGA